AUGGACGCCCCGCUGCUUCAAGAUGAAGCUGCCCGCGAUAACAAGCGAGCGGCAACGGAGUUUCUUGACCCAGUUGAUCCACGAGCUCGAAGGUUUUACCGCGCCGACAUAGCUGUGAUGAUAAAUAGGGGACUUCGCAGAUUCACGAUUAGUAUUGACGAUAUCCGAGCCCACAGCCCAGAGCUAGCUAAAGGACUACUCACUUCACCCUUUGAGUAUACACUGGCAUUUGACCAGGCAUUGCGAGAAAUUGUCACAACCAUAGCCAGUCAACCACGAAGAGCUGAUUCCGAUGAGACCGAAUAUUACUGUGCAUACGUUGGUGCAUUUGGUGAAUAUGCUUGCAACCCUCGAACGCUCAGCUCAUCGCAUUUAAACCGGAUGAUCGCUCUUGAGGGUAUCGUAACAAAAUGUUCUCUCGUCAGACCAAAGGUUAUUCGAAGUGUCCAUUACAACCCCAAGGACAAAGCCUUUUUGUCAAGGACGUACCAGGAUCAGACCAUGACAGCUAGUGGAUCGACUAGUUUAAAUGUAUACCCACAGCAGGAUGAACAUGGAAAUCCACUUAUAACUGAGUAUGGAUACUGCAAAUAUCGAGACCACCAAAUGAUAUCCAUACAAGAAAUGCCAGAAAGGGCGCCUGCUGGACAGCUCCCACGUGGCGUUGAUGUUAUCCUUGAUGAUGAUCUUGUUGACAAGGCUAAGCCAGGAGACAGGAUACAACUCGUAGGAGUUUACCGAUCCCUUGGAAAUCGAAAUGCAAGCUCAAGCAGUUCCACUUUCCGCACGGUCGUCAUUGCGAAUAAUAUUAUCCAUCUUGCGUCCAAGUCCGGUGGUGGAAUUGUCCAACCCACAAUAACGGAUACUGAUGUUAGAAACAUUAAUAAAUUGGCAAAGAAGAAGAAUAUUUUCGACCUUCUUUCCCAAUCCCUUGCGCCAAGUAUAUAUGGCCAUGAUUAUAUCAAGAGAGCUAUAUUGCUCAUGCUACUGGGAGGAAUGGAGAAGAAUCUUGACAAUGGAACCCAUCUUCGUGGAGACAUUAACAUUCUAAUGGUUGGUGACCCAUCCACAGCCAAAUCUCAACUUCUACGAUUUGUUCUCAACACUGCUCCAUUGGCUAUUGCCACUACCGGUCGAGGUUCAUCUGGUGUUGGUCUUACUGCUGCCGUGACAACCGACAAGGAAACUGGAGAGCGUAGGCUAGAAGCCGGUGCUAUGGUUUUGGGAGAUCGAGGAGUGGUGUGCAUUGACGAGUUCGAUAAGAUGAGUGAUGUCGAUCGAGUUGCAAUCCACGAAGUUAUGGAACAGCAGACUGUCACGAUUGCAAAGGCCGGUAUUCAUACGUCUUUGAAUGCCCGGUGCAGCGUUAUUGCAGCCGCAAAUCCAAUCUUUGGACAAUACGACACUCACAAGGAUCCCCAUAAGAAUAUUGCCCUCCCUGAUUCACUUUUGUCCCGUUUUGAUCUUCUCUUUGUAGUGACAGACGAUAUUGACGACAAGAGAGAUAGGCUUGUUUCUGAGCAUGUUCUUCGAAUGCACCAGUACCGUGACCCAAGACAGGAAGAAGGGGCUCCCGUACGUGAACAAACCGGCUCCAGUCUUGGGGUCGGCCUUGAAGAGAGCCAGGACAAGAAUAGAACGACCGAGGUGUAUGAGAAGUUCAACGUGAUGCUUCAUGCUGGUAUCUCUCAGACUGGCAGAAAGGCUGGCAAGAAGGUGGAAGUGCUAAGCCUUCCCUUUGUCAAGAAAUAUAUCCAAUAUGCCAAAUCGCGAAUUAAGCCAAUUCUUAGCAAGGGCGCCGCCGACCAUAUUGUGAGCACAUACUCUGCUCUCCGAAACGAUGAGUUGCUUGGAAACCAGAGAAAGACCUCCCCCAUGACUGCUCGUACGCUCGAGACCUUAAUCCGUCUCUCCACGGCCCAUGCAAAGGCACGUCUGUCCAACCGAGUAGACGAGAAGGACGCAAAGGCUGCCGAGGCCAUUCUCCGAUUUGCCCUGUUCAAGGAAGUCGUUGAGGAUGAGAGACGCAAGAGACGAAAGACUGCCAAUAUACCCGAAUCAGACUCCGAUUCAGAAGACUCUGACAACGAUGAGGAAGGAGAUUACACACCACGCCGAAGGACAACCCAGUCAGCUGCAGGAACUCGAUCCAGCAACCGACCGGGCCUCAGGGGCUCCAGGGCAACGUCUACUCCUGGAGGAAACGGUGCAAAUGACGAAGACGAUGACGAUGAUGAUGAUGACCAGGACGGCAGAUACAAUGCUUCUCCUAGUGGGCGGGCACCGCCAUCUUCAUCAAGACAGACACGAAGCCAACAAACACAAUCCCAAUCGCAAAUGUCCGUGGCAUCGUCUCAGCCAGCAUCGCAGCUGCUUCAAUCUCAGGAGACAGACAAUACAGAGUCUCAAGAGGAUAUCCUGGCGAAAGCGGUUGCAGCGUCGGCCUCUCUACCUCCGCUUCCACAACCUCGUCUGCACACCUUCCGACAAGCUCUCGGCCCACUUAUGCGGUCCGAUCUGUUCCAUGGAGAUUCUGCGGAUGUGAUGAAGGUCGUUGAGGCCGUGAACACCUCAAUACAGUCGUCCAGCGCAGGGAGUGGCGGCGUGUUUGAGCUGACUGAGGCACUCCAGGCUUUGGCCGUGAUGAACGACCGGAAUGAAAUCAUGUAUCUUGGUGAUGAAACCGUUUACCGGAUGUGA
Molecule: messenger RNA, 2700 nt
Organism: Nannizzia gypsea CBS 118893
Lineage: Eukaryota; Fungi; Ascomycota; Eurotiomycetes; Onygenales; Arthrodermataceae
Product: DNA replication licensing factor mcm3
Exons: 8
Coding region: 1-2700 (899 amino acids)
Biological process (GO): DNA replication; mitotic DNA replication initiation; DNA strand elongation involved in DNA replication
Cellular component (GO): MCM complex; nucleus
Molecular function (GO): single-stranded DNA helicase activity; ATP binding; ATP hydrolysis activity
Source: RefSeq, a predicted model, not a curated record